CCACCAUGAACAACACCACCAAACCUCAAGUCCUCGAAACCAUAACCAAAAUCCUCACAACCCCAAACACGCCACUCGAAACCCUAACCCCACAUCUCCCAAACCUGACCCAACCCCUCUUCCUCUCUCUGCUCUCCUCCAAAACCCUAUCCUCAUUCCCUUCGACCCUCCUCUCCUUCUUCAAAUUCGUCCAAUCUCGCUCUCCUUCCCUCACUUCCUCUCCCCAUUCCCUCCUCUCUCUCCUCCCUUCCCUCUUCGCCCACAAGAAAUUCUCCGACGCCAAGUCCCUCCUCGUAUCCUUCAUCGCCUCCGACCGCCACCACGAGCUCCACCGCUUCCUCCUCCACCCGCCUCGCCUCGUUCCCGAACCCUCCAAAGCCCUUCUUGACACCUCCAUUGGCGCCUAUGUCCAAUCCAAGCAGCCCCACCUCGCCAUGCAGAUUUUCCACAAGAUGAAGCGCCUUCGUUUCACCCCGAAUUUGCUUACUUGCAACACACUCCUCAAUGCUCUGGUAAGACACCCGUCCACGUAUUCGAUUUCUUUGUGUAGAGAUGUUUUUAAGGAUGCUGUUAAGUUAGGUGUGAAUUUGAAUACUAAUAGCUUUAAUAUUAUGAUUUAUGGGUAUUGCUUGGAGAACAAGUUUAGUGAUGCAUUAGGGUUGGUUAAUAUAAUGAGUGAGUUUGGUUGUUUGCCUGAUAAUGUGAGUUAUAAUACAAUAUUGGAUGCGUUUUGUAAAAAAGGGAGGUUGAAUGAGGCUAGGGAUUUGUUGUUGGAUAUGAAGAAUAGAGGGUUGUUGCCGAAUAGGAACACAUAUAAUAUUUUGGUUCGUGGGUAUUGUAAGAUGGGGUGGUUGAAGGAGGCAGCCAGUGUGAUGGAGUUGAUGACGAGGGAUAAUUUGUUGCCUGAUAUUUGGACCUAUAAUAUGUUGAUUUGGGGGUUGUGUAAGGAGGGUAGGAUGGAGGAAGCUUUUAGGUUGAGAGAUGAGAUGGAGAAUUUGAAAUUGUUGCCAGAUGUGGUUACGUAUAAUACAUUGAUUGACGGGUGUUUUGAGUGGCAGGGAAGUUCGGAUGCAUCGAAGUUGAUUGAGGAAAUGAGUGAGAAAGGAGUGAAGAUGAAUGCAGUUACUCAUAAUAUAUUGGUUAAGUGGUUUUGUAAGGAGGGGAGGAUGGAAGAAGCAAGUAAUACUUUGAGGAAGAUGGAAGAAAUUGGGUUUUCUCCGGAUUGCGUUACUUACAAUACUUUGAUUAAUGGGUAUUGUAAAGCAGGGAACAUGGGGGAAGCGUUUAGAAUGAUGGAUGAGAUGGGUAGGAAAGGCUUGAAGAUGGAUACUGUUACCCUUAAUACCAUUCUACACACUCUUUGUGGGGAGAAGAAGCUUGCUGAAGCUUAUAAGUUGCUCAAUAGUGCCACUAGGCGAGGUUAUAUUAUUGAUGAGGUAAGCUAUGGAACUUUGAUGAUGGGAUACUUUAAGGAUGAAAAGCCGGACAAAGCCUUGGAGGUUUGGGAUAUGAUGAAGGAGAAAGGGGUCCUUCCCAGUAUUGUCACCUAUAACUCUAUAAUUGGAGGACUAUGCCAAUCUGGAAAAACUGAUCAAGCAAUAGACAAAUUGAAUGAGCUUUUAGAGAGUGGUUUUGUCCCAGAUGAAACUUCAUACAACACAAUUAUACAUGGUUACUGCCAGGAGGGGGAUGUUGAGAAAGCAUUUCAGUUCCACAACAAAAUGGUCGAGAAUUCAUUUAAGCCGGAUGUGUUUACGUGUAAUAUUCUUCUCUGUGGGCUUUGUAGAGAGGGUAUGCUAGAAAAGGCUCUUAAGCUUUUCAACACAUGGAUUUCAAAAGGGAAAACAAUUGAUACAGUCACUUACAACACAUUGAUUUCAAGCCUAUGCAAAGAGGGGAGAUUUGAGGAUGUAUUUGAUCUUCUUGAAGAAAUGGAAGAGAAGAAAUUAGGUCCUGACCAGUAUACAUAUAAUGCCAUUCUUGGUGCGCUUAUAGAUGCAGGCAGAAUUAAGGAAGCAGAGGAGUUUAUGUCAAAAAUGGUUGAAAUGGGAAAACUAUCUGAUCAGUCAUCACAACUAGGCAAGGAGCAAGAUGAUGGAACCCAUGAUAAUCCAGAAGGGUCUGAUUCAAGUUCUAUUGCUCAUUCAGAACAGAUCAAGGAGCUGUGUACUCAAGGGAAAUACAAGGAAGCAAUGUGCAUUUAUGAAGAACUCACUCAGAAAGGUGUCUCUGUAAAUAAAUCCACUGUAUUUAGUUUGAUGGAUGGCCUGAUCAAGAGGCGAAAGAGCAUAUCAAAGGUUGCCCGGUUGUAGCGAUUUUUUCAGCAUGGACAAGUACAUGGUCAUCAACAUGCUCUACAUGGCAUCACACAUAAGGAUUUAAGGAAAUGAUUUCCGUACUCUUGACUCAAGAUCUGAAGGCGAUGCAACGUAAGAGAAGGCGCUUCAGUGAUAUGAUGAUAUUUGAUGAUACCAAUAAAAUAUUUGGUAAAACAUUUUACAUUUGCUCCCUCCCUCACACCCCGACACUUAUCACUCCCUCCCUCCCAGUCACUUUCACGCUUAAGUCUCCCUCUCAGAUUUCUCUCCAAAAACCCAGCCACCUCCGGUCCCUCUCUCCCACCCAUCACCGGCUCCAAGGUUUGAGGCACCAUAAGCAAGCUCCACCCUCUGCCGGCGAAACCCAGGAAUUUAAUUCAAUUCUUGUAGCAGAUGGUGUAUCAAGUGAGAAGAUAUUAAAGGAAUUCUGACAAACCAGAUGUAGUUCAUAUUGUUGUAUUAUUUUUGAGCGACAGUUAGUGAUUUAUUUGUUCCAACUGCUGAUUAUUAUUUCAGCUUGGUGUAGAAAAUAAACAUAUUUUGGGAUUUUUCAGCAUCUUAUUGUAUGUGGGAUGGUGGGUGAUCGUAUACUUAUUCUUGUGUCACACGGCAAAGCAUUUGCCCAGCUUUCUGAAGACAAUCUAAUUCCAUAUUGCUACUUGCCCAACU
Messenger RNA from Quercus robur (English oak), 2987 nucleotides. RefSeq names its product pentatricopeptide repeat-containing protein At2g16880. NCBI's taxonomy places the organism in Eukaryota, Viridiplantae, Streptophyta, Magnoliopsida, Fagales, Fagaceae. The record is from RefSeq and is a predicted model, not a curated record. The coding region runs from base 6 to 2312 and encodes 768 amino acids. Gene Ontology annotation, molecular function: protein binding. The transcript is spliced from 4 exons.